CCUCUUCUCUCUAGUCUCUGACCCUGCCAAACCAAACAGAACCCACACGUCCAUGGCCUCCGACGACCUCUUCGACGGCCUGCCUCCGCCCGCCGCCGCCCCGGCCGGCGGCGGAACUGGCGCGGCCUCCCUCUCUCCUCCUCCUCCUCCUCCUCCGGCGCCAGCGCCGGCACCGGCACCGAAGCCCGCGCUUAAGAGCUCCCUCAAGCGGACCAAGCCCUCCCCCUCCGCCGACGCUACUACCUCUUCCCCAUCGGCUGCCGCGCCCGAAUCCCAUGUUCCUGAGAAACGUCUUCGGUUCAGAACAACCGUUGAUGCAUCAGAAACACAAGUGAUUGAGGCUAUGCAAAAGAUAGCUUCACACAUAGGGAAUACUUCAAAAUUCAGCAAGGCAUCAAAACUAGCUUUGCAACUUAUUGAAGCUGGAAGCGUCAAGCCUGGAACAAUCAGUCAUUUCUUUGCUAUACUAGAGGCUGCGAUGUCUUCACCGGGAGCAUGCAAUGAGCCUUCUGUACGAGCAGACUACCACAAAUUGUUUGAUGCUGCUCAGGGUGUCACAGAGUUAUUCAACCAACAGCAGAAAAAUCAAUUCGACAUAUGGGUGCUGCAUGCUGUGGUGGCUAAUGAUCUUUUCACUGAUGACAGUUUUGUGUUCUCAAAGGCUGUAGGAAAGAUCAAAGAUGCCAUCUCAGCCCUGCCAGUGGCAACAGUGGAUGAUGACAAUGAUGAAGCUGCAGCUCUUGCUGCCGCAAGCAAAACUGACUCAGUGACGGACAAUAAAACUGAUCAUAGCGCCCCAGCUGCAGCUUCUAACUCUGUGGCAGAUGAUAGCACACAUGCUGCAGCCUCAGAGCCAGGAGAAGAAUCUUCUGAUCCUUUUGGUUUAGAUGGUCUCCUUGAGCACAAGCUGAAGAAGUCUGAGAGAGCUAGAGAAAAGGCAAUUGCAGCUCUGAACAGAAAAGCAGACGAGGAGGAAGCAAAAAGAUUCCUCAAGUCGCAGCGGGAGGCCCUUCUGAAAUGCCUGGAAAUAGCUGCUCGGCGCUACAGAAUCCCAUGGACGCAAACCGCCAUUGACAUCUUUGCGAAGCACGCGUACGACAACGUGACCCGGUUCACACGGCAGCAGCGGGACGCGAUUGUGAAGCUGUGGAACUCGAUCAAGGAGCAGCAGAUCCGGCGGAAGCAGGGCAAGUCGGUGAGCGGGAAGCUCGAUGUGAACGCCUUCGAGUACCUCCAGGAGAAGUACUCCCAUGAGAAGAUCAGCAUCCGGCAUAGCGUCGGCGGUGGCGGCGAGCGCCGGGCAACUGCGUGGCUCGGCUAGGACGGCCGGGUCGGCAGAGCCGUUGCUUCUUCUCCCUGGCGUAACAUGAUGAUCUGGUUGAGUUCAACAAGGACGGCGUUGGCCUGAUGCCCCCCCAUGGAUUUCGGUGCAGAGUGUGUGAUCAAUGCGGAUGAUGCCUCCUUUGCUUCAGCGACACGGCGUGGGAGUUGUUUGUGCUUGGUUUUUCGGAGAGGAGAGUUGACAUCUCCAUCCCCGUGAUCUCAUCUGUCAGCUCCGUAGCAUGGUGUAAUGUAACCUUGUGAAUGACUGACUGAAUGUGAAGGCUCUUGGUGUACGUAACGUAGCUGCACUGCACACCCAGGAGACGGGCCAACAACCGUGUGCACGUGUGGGCAAGUGCCCUGGCCUCGUGCGUGCACCGGGAAGUUUGAUUCGCUGCGUCGUCUCCUCUCCUCGUAACUGCAAUAAGUUUGAUUGUUGACAGGCAUGCGCCUGUAUUAUAAACGUGUGAUAUCAUGCUAGCAAGGUGUUAGCACGGUAUCGGUAUGGUUGGUUUGGUAGCAUGUGCUUGUUCCCUAGGAGGACAGAGUAUGUAUGGCGAUGGUGGCUUUCUGCUGCCGCUGCUGCUUGUGGUUGUUUUCU
Molecule: messenger RNA, 1924 nt
Organism: Sorghum bicolor (sorghum)
Lineage: Eukaryota; Viridiplantae; Streptophyta; Magnoliopsida; Poales; Poaceae
Exons: 5
Coding region: 53-1321 (422 amino acids)
Source: RefSeq, a predicted model, not a curated record